UUAUUAAUGUGGAGUUGUUACUCUUUUUAUUUUUAUUUUUUAAUUUUCAUUAUUAUUUCUUCUCUAUCAUCUUUUUCUUUUUUUCUCAUCUUUUUUAUUUUUAAAAAAAAAAACUAGUAUCUAAUAUUCUAAUCAUGGAUUUCAAUUAUUCUUAUUCUACAUUUUUCGAAAACAAAAUAGAAGAAAAUAAAAUAACUCGCGAUACUUUCGAAAAUCAAGGUGACACCCAAAGGGAAGAACUUCAACACAGGACUUCUGGCACAACUUACGUUUCUUCGGAGAUUCAAAGAAACAUCCAAAGUGAUGACUUAGAAGAAGAAAUCCAACAAUGCAAAAUUUCGCUUGAUAGUAUAAUUCAAAAAGGUCCUAUUGAUACAGUAAUUCGAUCUAUAGUAAAUUUCUAUGCUGAAAAGUUACGAAAUAAUAAAGUCACCUACAAUAUUGUUGAGAAAUGCUUAACGGAAUAUCGCAAAAAUGCAAAUACAUAUAAACCAAAAGAACCUGAAUUAUUCAUUGAAAUUAGUAAGUCAAUUGGACAUAAAAAAUAUUGUAAGACUUACUAUAAAAAUAAUGAUGAUGGAAAAAAAUGUGACUGGGAUAAAAAAGCUAACGAUAAUUUCAAAUUAAUCAUUGGAAAAUAUGAAAGUUAUACAAAUAAAUUAAAAUCAAACCGUGGUAAUAUUAAAACUGGAUUUUGGGAAUAUGUAUGUUUUAUUUUGUCAAAGCAUGGGCAUAAUAAUUAUACUCCGACACAAUGCGCAGUGAAGUACAAGAAUUGUAAAGCUAAAAAAAAGUAAUUUAACGUUAUAUCCUUUUUCUUGAGAUAAAAUUAUAAAUUAUUGUUUUAUUGUUUUACUUUU
This is a messenger RNA of Rhizophagus irregularis DAOM 181602=DAOM 197198, 860 nucleotides long. The record is from RefSeq and is a predicted model, not a curated record. NCBI's taxonomy places the organism in Eukaryota, Fungi, Glomeromycota, Glomeromycetes, Glomerales, Glomeraceae.